AUGUUUAGCAUUUUCGACGACGGUCGAGCCGGACUCGUCGAUAUGAUGCUUAGGCUUUGUGACGACAUGAUAAUGCACCCUGACGGUAACGAUCGCCUGUACACUGAGAAAAUCGUGAGCUACCUGCGCAAGUACUUGCAGGAACUUGAAACGAUGGAUCGCGGUUUGGGAAACACGGCCCACCUUCUAACGUGGAUGUCGCAGAAAUUUUGGAAAUGGUUGCCUGGGAGCUUGGUAGGUUCACCUUUUUCCUAUGCAUCUAUGGCGGAUGGGUACGCCGAGCGGAUGGAGCUACACUUGGUUCAGUACGAUGAGCGCAUUCUCGUGCAUCGGGAGGAUAAUGAGAUUACGCUUGAUCAUAACCCGCCCGUCUUUGAGAAGUUUACUUGA
Penicillium argentinense is the source of this 390-nucleotide messenger RNA. RefSeq lists its product as uncharacterized. Lineage: Eukaryota; Fungi; Ascomycota; Eurotiomycetes; Eurotiales; Aspergillaceae. The record is from RefSeq and is a predicted model, not a curated record. Bases 1 to 390 code for a protein of 129 amino acids. The transcript is spliced from 2 exons.